AUGGAAACUCUCCUCUCCCACUCCUUCGACUACCUCUCCUCCACAUCGCCUCAAAGGAUCCGCAAGGGACUACGACAGGUCGAAGGACUUCUGGCUCAGCUAUGUCUGCCAAAGGUGACCGCGCUCAAUAAGCGACAAUCUAUGCUGCUUCUCGGGUCCUCUUCGCCGCCAUCUGGCAAGAAACUAUCCGAACUUCCCGAAGAUCCAGCUUUCCGAGAAUUCUUCAAGCUUCAACAAAGCUUCCAAUGGAACAUUGCGAUGAGAUUGGUCGCGUGUCUGGAGAGAUUGUUGGGGAAAGAGAGCAACGGAACAAAUGAUCUGUUGAUCAUUCAAACAUUGGACCUCAUCCAAGGAGUGCUGCUUUUACAUCCGCCCUCCCGCGCCCUCUUCUCCCAAGAAAUAUACAUGAACCUUUUCCUUGACCUGCUGGACCCUUCAAACUGUCCCGCCAUCCAAUCUUCCACCAUCAUGGCUCUCGUCACCUCGUUACUCGACCAACCUCAAAACACCCGAACGUUCGAAACCAUUGACGGACUCCUGGUAGUGACAUCUCUCUUCAAAUCUCGCAGCACCGCACGCGAGGUAAAAUUGAAGCUGGUCGAGUUCUUGUAUUUUUACCUCAUGCCUGAGUCACCGGCACCCAAGAUGUCGAUAUCCACAUCAGCUACCAACACUGCAAUUCUGGGCGGACGAGGAAAAGAAUUGAUUGCUGCUUUUGAUCGACGGAGAGAAACCGUGAAUGGUCCGGAGGGUGGAAAGAAUCCCCCAGGUGACAAAAAAACAACAGAAGAGAAGCAAAACCUCCUCAGCAAACACCUGAACAAUGUCCAGGAUUUGGUGCAGGAUUUGAGAGAAGGGGGUGGUAUUUUUGGUGUGGGCGGCCAAGAUGAGUGA
This is a messenger RNA of Rhinocladiella mackenziei CBS 650.93, 894 nucleotides long. RefSeq lists its product as uncharacterized. The record is from RefSeq and is a predicted model, not a curated record. NCBI's taxonomy places the organism in Eukaryota, Fungi, Ascomycota, Eurotiomycetes, Chaetothyriales, Herpotrichiellaceae. Bases 1 to 894 code for a protein of 297 amino acids. The transcript has 2 exons.